AAGCUGCGGUUCAGUUGGAGCAGCUGCUUCAUCCACGUGCUGCAACACGGACCUGCAGGAUGGAAACAGGUUCUCAGAAGAUUUUAGGAAUCUCCAGCUGAACUUCUCCAGCUGAACUUCUCCAGCUGAACUUCUCCAGGUGCUUCAGCACCAACGUCAGGAUGGCAGCGGCGGCUGAACCAGGAGGACGUCCUGUGAAACGUUCCCGCAGCCUCGAGUUCUUGCCUCCAGACAUGUCUGAGCUGAGGAUUGUUUUGCUGGGGAGCAGCUGGAGUCAGAGGAACUCAGUGGAGAAGUCCAUACUGGAUAACAACAACUUCAACACAGAACCUCUCAGCUGCACCAGAAACACCAGCCGGUUUAGAAACAAACAUGUAACAGUCAUCAACACUCCAGAGCUGUUGAGUCCUACACAGGACAAACUGAACGAGUUUCUGAAAUACUGUGCCAGAGUCUCUUAUCCUGGACCUCAUGUGUUCCUGUUGGUCCUACAUCCUGAAGACUUCAAUGAGGAUCACAAAGAGAAGUUCUGCAGAAUCCUUGAAACUUACAACGAUCAGUCGUUUGAUCGAUGCCUGAUACUGGUGACACCCAGAGAGAAGAGCUCAGGCUUGAGGGAAACCCACAUGGAGAAUAAAACAUUGAAGGAGAUGAUCAGAAAAUGCAGAUACCGACACCUGAAGAUGAGUGACAUCAAACGUGCAGAGCUGCUAACACGUUUGGGUCAAGUUGCAAAAGAGAACAACGGAGAACGUCUGACCUAUGAAGUAAUUGAAGAAACAACUUCACCAGUUUCCAGCAGCUCAGCUGCUACAAUCAGGAAAUUCAACGACACGGAUGGAAAGGAGGUCAAACUUGGAGACCUGAUCCAGAUCUUCUGUCGUGUGUAUCAGGACUGGGCUGUUUAUGUUGGUGAUGGAGACGUCGUUACCUUCUUCCCAAACGGGUCUGUUACGGGCGUCGUGGUGAAGCAUAAGCUGGAGCACGUGGUGGAGAAGUGGAGAGUCAACAAUCGCCUGGAUCAUAAAUACCCACCUCGUCCAGCUAAUGAUAUCGUGAAGGAGGCCUGUUCACUGGUGGAUACAGAGAUGCAGUGGGACCUGUAUACGUACAACGAGGAACACUUCGCCACUGACAUGCGCUACGGCAAGCCUGAGAGUCAGCAGCCGUCUCUCCUCCAUGACGGUGUCACACUCAUAAAGAUCCAGAGAUUUAGAUCAGCAGACGUGGUUCCAGCACCACUCUGGUGA
Messenger RNA from Cololabis saira (Pacific saury), 1250 nucleotides. RefSeq names its product GTPase IMAP family member 5-like. NCBI's taxonomy places the organism in Eukaryota, Metazoa, Chordata, Actinopteri, Beloniformes, Belonidae. Gene Ontology annotation, molecular function: GTP binding; A2-type glycerophospholipase activity; glycerophospholipid phospholipase A1 activity. Bases 162 to 1250 code for a protein of 362 amino acids. The transcript is spliced from 9 exons. Gene Ontology annotation, cellular component: cytoplasm. Gene Ontology annotation, biological process: N-acylphosphatidylethanolamine metabolic process. The record is from RefSeq and is a predicted model, not a curated record.